Perkinsus marinus ATCC 50983 is the source of this 1056-nucleotide messenger RNA. RefSeq lists its product as hypothetical. The transcript has a single exon. Bases 26 to 1036 code for a protein of 336 amino acids. Lineage: Eukaryota; Perkinsozoa; Perkinsida; Perkinsidae. The record is from RefSeq and is a predicted model, not a curated record.
CUCAAGUUUCACCGACAUUUCUUAGAUGAUCACCCAAGUCACUACUUCCAGCGAUCGGACGAUACUAACUUUACGUUCAAUCGAGUGCUUAGAGGCUCCCCUGGAACUGCUUCGUUCCGUGUGGACUUAUGCCCGCCCGGUUUUGACCAGUUCUCUGGUUGAACGGGUUUUCCACUGUUCUGGUCGAGACCCCGAGGAAAUGCUCGUUUUCAAGAAGACUAGUGGUUCCGGCCUACUCUUUCUGGUUCGACUCUCUAACGGUUGGAGUGUCGGGGAGAUCGGGGACAAUCGUCGUUGUGACGGUCAGCUUCUACGUAUCAUAGGCGAUGUUGAUCUUGGUAGAGCCCCUUCGGCCUGCCUCGACCCUCGUGAUGAUAGUAUUAUUUCCCUAUCUCAACAAGGACGUGUAUUCAGAUGUUCACACUGGUCCACUGCGACUCCCCAAAGACCAGCGUUGUGGCAACCUAUACGUGGGGGCAGACGAAUAUCGAAUUACAUGCAUGAUAUCAUCUGUGCCCCUGAUGGGGCCCUCUGGGGCCUGUCAAAACCACACAGGUCAACUCUUCCCGGUCUCUUCGUCGUCUCAAGGACCUCCCUGGAGAACCGGUCCAGACGAGGGUCCAUCACUUCACAAGAAGAGCACCUAGUCCACUGCCUUGCGUGUGCGUACUCCACUGGAGUUGUCUUUGCAUUACGACCAGUAUUGGUUAACGGCAAGUGCAUCCAAGAGCAGCUUGUUGAAGUUAAGUCAGUUGGUGUCAACGAGAUCGAGUUCAAGCCGGUGUUCACUUUCGAGCCCCUUUGGAAUCCAUGGUUCGACGUAGGGUCCUCUCGGGCCUUCAUUACUGGUCGCUCAGAGUGUAUGAUUCCGAUACUAUUCAUUUUCGAUUUGCACGCAUGCACAAUUAUUUCCCGGUUGUCUCUUCCCACUGCUUGUACACCGAUUACGCGUAUCUACACUGCGGAUUCGGAGGCCCUUUGGGGUGUAUCCGUCCGAGCACGUGAGGUCAGAAAAAUACGCUUAUUGAGCAACUGAGCUUAUGUGUACUUUCCGUU